Aspergillus homomorphus CBS 101889 is the source of this 1120-nucleotide messenger RNA. Its product is annotated as alpha/beta hydrolase. Bases 130 to 1023 code for a protein of 297 amino acids. The transcript has a single exon. The record is from RefSeq and is a predicted model, not a curated record. Gene Ontology annotation, cellular component: cytoplasm; nucleus. Lineage: Eukaryota; Fungi; Ascomycota; Eurotiomycetes; Eurotiales; Aspergillaceae.
CUCCGAGUAGUCGAAAGACAUUCAUUCUCUGUUUUCUCCCACCUCUGUCUUUUCUAAACCACUUCGCGAGCCUCAGCCUUCUAACUCACUCCUCCGUCUUUCAAUUCAAGUCAACAAGCAACCGAAAAUAUGCCACCGGCAGGUACACCCCUCAAACUUCUCUGCCUCCACGGCUACACGCAAUCGGGGCCACUCUUCCACGCCAAAACCCGCGCCGUGAUCAAACACCUCACGAAAGCCCUCAGCCCAGCCUACACCGUAACAACGAGCUACCCGACAGGCCCGCACCGCUUACUCCCCUCCGACAUCCCAGGCUACGAGCCCUCCUCCACGCAAGGCGGAAUCGCCACCCCCUCCGAAGAAGACCCCGAAGCCUACGGCUGGUUCCGCCGCUCCAACACCGCCAACCCGCCGCUCUACGCAGGCUUGGAAGCGGGCCUCGACACCCUCGCCCAAGUCAUCCGCGACGAGGGGCCCUUCGACGCGGUAGUGGGCUUCUCACAGGGCGCCGCCAUGGCCGCCAUGGUCGCCUCGCUGCUGGAGCCCGGGCGCGUGAGCGAGGUCUUCCCCCGCUUCCAGGACCCGGCCGUCGCGUGCGCCGGGUGCGAUGACUACCAGGGCAUCGAGGGCUUCGCGGUGCCCGAGAGCUGGCGCACGAUCGCGGACGUGCAGCCGCCGUUGAAGUUCGCCGUCUGCUAUUCCGGGUUCCGUGCCCCGGGGCCUCGGUAUCGUGCUUUCUAUGAGCAGCCGCCUAUCCAGACGCCUAUGUUGCAUGUGCUGGGCUCGUUGGAUGCGGUCGUUGAUGAGGGGCGGAGUCGGACUUUGAUUGAGGCGUGUGCCGGGUUGCCGGAUGAGGAAGGGAAGGUUGUCUUUCAUCCUGGGGGUCAUUUUGUGCCGUCUCAGAGGCCGUACUUGGAUGCUGUUGUCGGGUUUAUUAGGGGGGUUUUGGUCGAUGUUGAGGAUCAAGGGAAGAAGAAGGGGGUUAUGGAUGAGGAUGUUAAUGAUAUGGAGUUGCCGUUUUGAACAAGAGGAAAGGUAGAGGAUAGAUGGGGGUAUACGGGGAUUGAUAGACGGUGGAUUUAGUUUAUAUAGACAUAGAAGGUGUACUAUAGAUAAUCGU